UUGCCGUACAUGGCGCUGCAGCAGCAUCAUCUCCUGUCAGAUAUAACAGUCCGCGGCUUUGUUGCAGGAGCCACCAAUAUCCUGUUCCGUCAGCAGAAACAUCUGAGCGAUGCAAUUGUGGAAAUAGAAGAUGCUCAUGUACAAAUCCACGAUCCAGAACUCCGUAAGAUCCUCAACCCAACAACUGCUGACCUAAGAUUUGCAGAUUACUUGGUAAAGCACGUUACUGAGAACAGAGAUGAUGUUUUCCUUGAUGGUACUGGAUGGGAAGGAGGAGAUGAGUGGAUCAGGGCUCAGUUCAGUGCUUAUCUUCAUGCACUGCUCUCUGCUGUGCUGCAACGAGACAACGAGAAGACUUUGUCAGACUUUGGAACGGCAUUUGUAGCAGCCUGGAAAAAUACACACAACUACAGAGUAUGGAAUAGCAACAAGCAUCCAGCUCUUGCAGAGGUAAAUUCUAGCCACCCAUUCCAGGGGCAGUACUCUGUAUCAGAUGUUAAAUUAAGAUUGUCACACUCUGUGCAAAACAGUGAACGAGGAAAGAAGAUUGGAAAUGUGAUGGUUUCCACGAGCCGAAAUGUUGUACAAACGGGAAAAGCUGUAG
This is a messenger RNA of Antrostomus carolinensis (chuck-will's-widow), 604 nucleotides long. Its product is annotated as late secretory pathway protein AVL9 homolog. The record is from RefSeq and is a predicted model, not a curated record. NCBI's taxonomy places the organism in Eukaryota, Metazoa, Chordata, Aves, Caprimulgiformes, Caprimulgidae. The transcript has 5 exons. Gene Ontology annotation, cellular component: cytoplasm. The annotation marks the transcript as partial.